Papaver somniferum (opium poppy) is the source of this 1740-nucleotide messenger RNA. RefSeq names its product putative protease Do-like 14. The transcript is spliced from 11 exons. The record is from RefSeq and is a predicted model, not a curated record. Gene Ontology annotation, biological process: proteolysis. Bases 175 to 1521 code for a protein of 448 amino acids. NCBI's taxonomy places the organism in Eukaryota, Viridiplantae, Streptophyta, Magnoliopsida, Ranunculales, Papaveraceae. Gene Ontology annotation, molecular function: serine-type endopeptidase activity; protein binding.
CGCGGCCCAUGGACCAAACGGUGUCCUAUUCCUAACCUGGACUCUCUCUUCUGUUUUUCUUCUUCUAAACUGAGUUAUGAUCAAAAUAUUUAACGAUUGGAGAUCAUUUCCUUCCCUGAUUUUCAUGAGGUGUUGGUAGGGUUUUCGGGAAUUCAAUAUACGGCGACCUUCGUGAUGAAACAUUUACUGAAACGACUAUUUCAAGUCUCACAAAGUGGUUUCCGUAGACCUAAUGGUCGGAAUUCUGUUCUACGGAUAAUAGCUUUAGCAGCAGGAACUGCAACUGGAGCUAGUCUUAUAGGGUUUGACAAUGGCCGUGGAGAUUUUAAAACAAGAAUAUCAGCAUCAAUCUCUCCACAAUUUUCAUUUCCAUGGCUAACUAAAGAAGAAUUAUUACCUCUUGGAGGAGAUGUUGCGCUGGAUAAAACUUGGUGGAAAUCAGGGAAUAGUUUUUCACUAUUAAGUCCUGCUUGGUCCAAUGGAUUACCUGAUAUAAAGAAGGAAAUGUCUGGUGAAGAUGGAAAGGAUGGUAGAAAAUGUUGUCAUGGAUGUUUAGGUAGAGAUUCCAUUGCUUCAGCAGCUGCUUCAGUUGGUCCUGCUGUUGUCAAUAUAUCUGUCUCACAAGGUUAUCGAGGAAUGGCGUUGGGGAAGAGUAUAGGAUCAGGAACUAUUAUUGAUUCAGAUGGUACAAUCUUAACUUGUGCUCAUGUCGUGGUAGACUUUCAGAGUACGAAAAAAGUCUCCAAAGGAAAGGUUGAUGUUACCUUGCAAGACGGACGAACAUUCGAGGGUACCGUUGUCAAUGCUGAUCUUCAUUCGGACAUUGCCGUAGUUAAAAUCAAUUCUAAAACUCCUUUACCAGCAGCAAAGCUGGGUUCGUCAAUUAAGAUGCGUCCAGGGGAUUGGGUGGUAGCAAUGGGCUGCCCACUAUCUUUACAAAAUACUGUUACUGCUGGUAUUGUCAGUUGCGUUGAUCGUAAAAGUAGUGAUCUGGGUCUUGGAGGAAUACGGAGAGAGUAUUUACAGACUGAUUGUGCAAUUAAUCAGGGUAAUUCUGGGGGACCACUUGUCAAUCUUGACGGAGAAGUUGUUGGAGUCAAUAUUAUGAAGGUAUUUGCUGCUGAUGGUUUGAGCUUUGCUGUGCCAAUCGACGCUGUCUCUAAAAUUAUAGAGCACUUCAAGAAAAAUGGGAGAGUUGUCCGACCUUGGCUUGGGUUGAAAAUGCUUGAUUUGAAUGAUAUGAUUGUAGCUCAGCUCAAGGAAAGAGAUAUUUCGUUUCCAAAUGUUAGCAAGGGUGUGCUUGUACCGAUGGUAACACCAGGGUCUCCUGCUGACCGUGCUGGAUUUUGCCCUGGUGAUAUUGUCGUUGAAUUCGAUAACAUCCCGAUUUCAAGCAUCACAGAGAUUAUCGAAGCUAUGGGGGACAAGGUUGGAAAGCCCUUGAAAGUGGUUGUGAAGAGAGGGAACAAUAAGGUAGUGAAUUUGACUGUGGUUCCUGAGGAGGCUAAUCCGGACUCUUAAUAAUAACCUUUUCAGUAUUUAACUAAUGUGUUAUGCUGAAGAUGGCUGUUCCUUGGGUCAUUGUAUAUGUUGGUGACGUAACCGUUAAUGGAUUCUGGGACCAAAACUUUGUAGGAAGUUACUACGGUAAAACCUCUAUAAGAGGAAAUUAUGACCCACGUUAAUGGAUCAAGUUAUCAAACAGUCGAGAAAAUCAAGAUGAACUUUUGAAGUGCUAAA